UCCAAAAUGUCGGAAAAUACUGCUAAUGUGACACAAACAACAAAAGCAUCGACGCCGCCAGUAGCGGAAAACAAUUAUGACCAGCACAGAAACUGGAUCAUUAUUGAGUCGCUGUUUGCUCUGUAUACAUUAAUAACUAUUUGGAUCAUUAUUGCUAUGCUCCAUUACGGUAUGAAGCAUAGAAAAUUCUAUUGCAGCAGACAGAGACAAAGAAAACAUGGAACUAUUUAUACCAUGAUUUCCAUUGUAUUUUUGACGUCGAUACCAAGAUUAAUCUUACUGCAGAUCAUCCAAGCAUCUUACGCUCAUCCAACAAACGAUAUUGCGUGCAACAUCGGAAUGUUUGGAUUCAAGGUGUUUUAUAUUUUAAGCUUAUUCGGGACAUAUGUGACAUUGUGGUCUCGACAGUGGCUACUGUAUGCCAGACCCAAUUUCAAGAAUCUCACAGAAGGAUGGUUUCGAAGACUUCAAUACGCCUGCUUGGUACUUAUCAUUUUAACGAGCGUACUUGGAAUGAUCAAUCAUAUUAUACCUAUACGUACAGAGAUAUCGCCUAUUGGCUGCAAAGAAAUUUUGAAAGUGACCGCAGCAAGAAUGAUGCAUUUAGCCAACGUAGCCUUGACUGCCAUAAGUCAAGUAAUGCUCGUAGUGCUUUUUUCAUAUCCUCUCUACAAACAGAUUCAGAAGAAUAAAAAUAUGAGAACGACGCGCAGAGAAUCCACGCCGGAAGAAAAUAACACAACCGUACCAUCACCGAGACCCACCUCAGAGUUUUCGGAUCCCCCAACUGUACUGAGCGAGGUAGAAGCCAUAGAAAAGGCAAAAAAUGUGAAGAGAUGUGCACAAGUCAAGAAGUCACGACGCCCUCUCAUAUCAAUUUUGAAGCGGUCUUCGGUGCUCUCGGGAUUUUGCGCCUUUAGCGAUAUCACAAUAUUCCUAAUAGUACUUGCCCUGAACAAAAUCUACGUAACGCAGCCACUGGGCCUUCACGUGUAUUUAACGAUAUUCGAAACAAAUGCUUUCGUGAACCAGAUUGUCAUAUUCUUCAUGCUCAAUAACUGGAAAAACAUAUUGUUAACAUUAUUUCUGAACAAGUAAGAGUAGGCUACAUCCAACGAACUCAAACAGAAAUAAUGAAUAUAAAAAGCAUUGAUGAUACGAAACUUCAUUUUGAACACUAUUUAAGUUUUUCAUAUAGGUAUCACAAUCCUUAUAUGAAAAACUUGAACAGUAGUUAUAUGUGAAGUCUUUUUAAGCGUUAAAAGUUAGUUUAAUAAGUACCAAUUUUCAUUACGUACUUUCAUUAUUUUCAAUU
Styela clava is the source of this 1315-nucleotide messenger RNA. RefSeq lists its product as uncharacterized. Lineage: Eukaryota; Metazoa; Chordata; Ascidiacea; Stolidobranchia; Styelidae. The record is from RefSeq and is a predicted model, not a curated record.